CCUUAAUGUAAACAAAAACAAUUCAAAUAUUUGUUAUUUUAAACAAUAUUAAUUAUGGCUGUACCUCCGAUAGCUUCCCAAAGCGUUACUUUAGUCAGUGAAGAUCAUGCCUUUGUGACCCCGGUGAAGCUGGUAAAAACCUACGAGGACAUGCAGAAAUGGGACAAAUCCGAAGCUUAUUUUGAAUAUUUAGGCUUCAUUUUUGCCAUAAACGACUCCAUAAAGGGCAUCAGCAAUUCCAAUGGUUCGGCAAAGGCUUCAGAAAAUAUUAACAAGGUUUGCAUGCUGUUGGAUACUCUGAGCAAAUGGGUGGACGAAAUUCCUGCUAUUGAGCAAAAUCAGCGAUUCGGCAAUGUUGCGUUUAAGACUUGGUAUAAUCAGUUGAAAGAGGAAGCAAUCGAACUCCUGCAAUCAGUCCUCCCAAGCGAACUCUACCGAUCAAUCCCCGAAAUAAUGGUCUACCUGGAAGAAGGUUUCGGAAACCCCAUAAGAAUCGACUACGGCACCGGACACGAAAUCUCAUUCGUCAUGUUUUUAUGUUCCCUGUACAAAAUCGGAUUCCUAAAGGAGUCCGAUUUUGUCCCAACCGCUUGCAAAGUGUUCGUCAAAUAUGUAGACUUGGCCAGGAAGUUGCAGCAGGCCUACAGAAUGGAACCGGCCGGAAGUCACGGAGUUUGGUGUCUGGACGAUUAUCAGUUCGUACCUUUUAUUUGGGGCAGUUCACAAUUAAUAGGUCAAUCACAAAUCCAACCAGCUAUGUUCCUAAAAUUCAACAUAGUAAACAAAUACAGCGACGACUACAUGUUUCUUGGCUGCAUCAAAUAUAUAAAUCAAGUCAAGCUGGGCCCCUUUGCUGAACACUCCAACCAACUAUGGAACAUCAGCGGUGUACCAACAUGGCUGAAAAUCAACCUCGGCCUUAUUAAAAUGUACAAAGCCGAAGUAUUGUGCAAGUUUCCGCUGGUGCAGCACAUUGUGUUUGGGUCGUUGUUCACGUUGCAACCGGCUGAGGCGGGUGCUAGUAUUCGGAGACCCCCUGCACCGGAGCCUCCUGCUGUUUUCGUCACUCCAACUCCUUCAAUGAUCCGGCAAAGUUCUGAAACUUCUUCGGGACAACAGGAACAGGAUGAUGUUUCUAGUCAGUGAUUGGAUAUUAUGUAUGAUGUGAUUUGUUUAUUUAUUUGAAUGGGAAAUAUUGUAAUUUUUUUUUUUUUUUGUAUAUAUGUUUAUGAAAAAUUAGUUGUUUUGUUUAUUUUACAGAUUACUCAUAUUAUUCAAUGAUAAUCAUAGAAGGUUUUUUUUCUAAGUAAGUUCCCCUACUGUUUUUCCCCUUGUUGCAAUGAUCGAUAAUUUCUUACUUUUUUUUUUGUCUAUUUGCCAAGUGUAGGUAUUUUAAUUAAUAAUAAUUAUUGUGUAAAUAUGUAUUUAUUUUUCGAAAAUUCCUUGGAAUUUAUUUUAGUACAUGGUCACCCACAAGUGUGUUUUGAGGUUGGGGAAUUACAGUUUAUUGAAUCAUAUUUUGCCAAUUGCCUACUAGCAUUGGAAAAAAAAAUUAUAAUCAUGAGACUCUAAAGAAUUUUGAUCCUAAACCCUCUGGGCACGUCAUUGAUCCUAGAGAAGUCAAUUUAUUCAUAUUUUGAAGAACCGUAAGGUGCCCAAAAAGCUCAGAAUACUUGAAAUUGAAAUCAGAAAUAUGUAUGUAGUUUUAACAGAUUCUGAAAGUCACUCGAAUUAAAUCACAUCAAUAAUUUAUUAAAUAAAUAUCUUAAAACUAAACAGACUUUUAUAAAUAAAAUAAUACUUUAUCAAAUGGCAGAAACAAUAAAAAAUAAAUAACAAUAAUUAAUAUAUAUGUGUAGGUAGUACCUACCUAUAGGAUCAAAUUUGAUAAUUCAAGAUUCUUUUAUUUGAAACAAUUUUCAUUCAAUAAUUACAAUAGAACAAACAAACAAAUAAUCAAUACAAAGAAAAUCAUUAUUCAAUCAUAGAAAAAAAAUUAUUAUUGUCGAUAACAAUAACAUUUUUCCCAAUUGAAAACCUCCUUUGGUAUCAAUCAAAUCUCACAAUUAUUUUAAUUUGUAACUAAAGCCACAGGAAACAAACCAUUCAAAUCGAUGUCAAAUUUCAAAGGAAUCUUCUUCAUUUGGCGAUUAUUUUUCACCAAAACUGCUUCGUUGACUUGACAUCUGGAUUUCUUCCUAUUGCCAAUCAAAGUACCAUUAUUGCCAGUAUAACUAACACUGUCUGCUCUUAUUUCUCCCUUAAUGACAACAGUCCCAUUGUUGCCAAUAUACUCAACAAUACCUUGACACUUUGUUAUGUUAACUGAACAAUUAUUUCCAACUAGUUUGACUCUGGAACAAUUGGACACUAUUGUGAUUGAAUUAUUAUUGCCGAUUAAUUGUAACAAUCCCAAAUUUUGCACUAUUGUAAUCGAAUUGUUGUUGCCGAUUAUUGUUGUAGUUGUAGUAUUUUUUUGGUAAGUCAAUUGCAAAUUGUUGCCGGUGAUUUGUUGAGGCGCUGAGGCACUAUUUACUACUGGUACCACCAUGAUUUAAAAAAC
Messenger RNA from Ceutorhynchus assimilis (cabbage seed weevil), 2563 nucleotides. NCBI's taxonomy places the organism in Eukaryota, Metazoa, Arthropoda, Insecta, Coleoptera, Curculionidae. The record is from the annotation of a GenBank genome assembly.